This is a messenger RNA of Leucoraja erinaceus (little skate), 813 nucleotides long. RefSeq names its product probable G-protein coupled receptor 139. Lineage: Eukaryota; Metazoa; Chordata; Chondrichthyes; Rajiformes; Rajidae. Gene Ontology annotation, biological process: G protein-coupled receptor signaling pathway. The transcript has a single exon. The coding region runs from base 1 to 813 and encodes 270 amino acids. Gene Ontology annotation, cellular component: membrane. Gene Ontology annotation, molecular function: G protein-coupled receptor activity. The record is from RefSeq and is a predicted model, not a curated record.
AUGGCUGUCACGGAUCUUCUACUCAUCGUUACCGCCGUCAUCAUCAACCGCAUCUGCGGCAUUUAUUUCCCAGGCAGUUUCCUCUCCAUCACCCCAGUAUGUAGUGUCAUCAUCGCACUAACCUAUGCAGCGCGAGUCAGUUCCGUUUGGCUAACCGUAGCUUUCACCUUUGAUCGUUUUGUGGUUAUAUGUUGCCUGAAACUGAAAGCGAAAUAUUGCACAGACAGGACGGCAGCUGUGGUGAUAGGAACGGUCUGUGGACUUGGAUUUUUCAUCAACAUCCCUUGGUACUUCAUUCAUCAGCCCAUCUAUAUCGUUAACAAUGUGCCCUGGUAUUGCAAGCUGAAGGAUGCCCGUUUUACCUCUCCACUGUGGACUGCCUACGAUUGGUUCGACCACCUUUUAACCCCUUGUCUCCCGUUCCUUUUGAUUCUUUUGCUCAAUGCUCUCACUGUCAGACACAUUUUAGAAGCGAGUCGAGCACGUCGGAGACUCCAGGUUCAAAGAAAGGGGACUAAUCAGAGUGACCUAGAGAUGGAGUGCCGGCGGAAAUCCAUCGUUUUACUCUUCGCCGUCUCCGGCACAUUUAUACUGUUGUGGAUGACGUAUUUUGUACAGUUCCUAUAUGAGAGAUUUACCCACGAGUACGAAAUCACCGGAUACAGUGAUCCCAAAUUUAUUUUCAUCGAAACUGCCAACAUGCUGCAACUGUUGAGUUGCUGCACAAACACGUUUAUUUAUGCAGUGACUCAGAGCAAAUUUCGGGAACAGUUAAAAACCGCGAUGCGGUGCGGUGCGGUCGGUUCAACCUAA